This is a messenger RNA of Rhincodon typus (whale shark), 866 nucleotides long. Its product is annotated as nicotinate phosphoribosyltransferase-like. The transcript is spliced from 5 exons. Gene Ontology annotation, molecular function: nicotinate phosphoribosyltransferase activity. The annotation marks the transcript as partial. NCBI's taxonomy places the organism in Eukaryota, Metazoa, Chordata, Chondrichthyes, Orectolobiformes, Rhincodontidae. Gene Ontology annotation, biological process: NAD+ biosynthetic process. The record is from RefSeq and is a predicted model, not a curated record.
GAUAACGAAGUGGACUGUAUCGGUGUGGGCACUAACCUGGUGACAUGCCCAUUGCAGCCAUCCCUGGGCUGUGUCUAUAAGCUGUGCCAGGUCGAUGGAAAAGCUCGGAUCAAAGUGACGGAAGACGAAGGGAAAAUGACUCUCCCGGGAAAGAAAGCCGUUUACAGACUGUACGGCCCUGACGGAAGCCCCUUCCUCGAUCUCCUGACUCUGUUGAAGGAGCCUGAGCCAAAGGCCAAUGAGGAGAUCGAGUGUCACGCUCUGACCGGGAGAGAAGCUGGUUUCCGGGUGACGGCUGCUCGAGUGGGGACCCUCCAUCAGGUUUACUACCAACAUGGCCAGCUUUCUGAGAGCCUCUGUACAACAUCCGAGAUCAGGAAGCAUGCCCAGAACUCCUUAGACAACCUCGCUCCAAAACACAAGCAUCUUCAGGAUCCUGUUCCCUACCAGGUUGCUAUUUCACGGAAGCUCCGUGACCUCCUCAAUGACCUCAUCAAGAAGAGCAACCCAAGUACUCAGUAUCCCGAAUGAGCCAAUCACAUCUCUGCUCCCUGUAGGUGUCAACAGCCAAUCAGAAAAGACGGAAGAAGUUUGGAAGGAUUGAACUGAAAACAGAGAUAAUGCCAAAGGUCUUUGCAGUCGUCAGGACAAACAUAAGAAAGCCAAAUCUCAAAUGACAUUACCAAUUGCAACGGGUAACUCGACAUUCCCAAACUCCCAAUAGACAUCCCAACAAUUGGCUGACUGAGUCAAAUUCCUAACUGGCAGAGUACAGACUGUACUCAACAAGCCCACACUUGCAAAUCCCAAAAACAAUGUGAUGGAUUCACCUGCACAUCUGCCAAUGUGGUAUACUGCAUCCGCUG